AUGCCUGAACUGGCGGACACGUUCGUGAACUUUCCAGUGCUCACGGGAACCUACGCCAACAUGAUACUCAAUCAAUAUUAUGCUAACGGUGUCUACUCGUGUGGCGCACCAUUCUUGGCAUUGGCCACGUCUCACCUUUACUACGCCUGUCGCAAGUCUGGAACCAUCAAGAACCGAUGGGAAGACAUGGAGUUCUUCGCGCAUGCUGUUAACUCAGGGCCAUGUUCUUUGGGGUUGCAAGAUCUGGAGCAGACUUCAGGCAGCGUGGUCUCUUGUGCAAAGCAAUUCGGCAUUGCACUCGGCGUACCGCUCACGGAAUAUAGCAGAGAGCAAAAGCGGAAGCGAGGUCAACUUGAACGAGCUCCCCUGCCAUCCCUGGCGACUAUGCUCAAGAAGAGACCACAACUUGCUCCUUGUACGACGUGGAUCAUGACAGUCUAUCAUCGACACCUCAUUUCCCGGGACCAGAGCAUUACACGGGGAAAGGCACUUAAGCAUGCGAUGGCAAAAGUUUUCACAUUGCUUUCAUCAGUGACCAAGUGCAAAGUCAACGACGAACUCGUCUCUCAAUGGGAGGCGUGUCGCAAGCUCCAGCCCACAGAACUGCUUUCAGUCCUCAGGACUGCCAUGAUGUCCGACGACGAGAAGCUCGCCUUCGACUACCACUCCUUUCUGCUACAGUGCAGAGGUAUCAUGCAGUGGGUCAUCGACACCAUGGCUGACGCUGGCCGUGCGAUUCUAUCGGAAGGACCGCUCGACCUCGCAAUCUCUCAGCUCGAGCGUGAAGACCAGGCCUCAUCUCGCUCAAUCGUGAUGGACACAGUCGAUGACAUUCUUUGGAUGUCCGCGUUGGCGCAAGAUCAUAACAUCCCAGACGCCCCGCUUGUGAUCAUCGGCGAACACAUUGACGAUGUCGUACAGCAGCGGGGACCCUCUUACCACCUUGACGAUGCGAAAAACUUUGCAAGAACACUGUUGCGCACAUGCAGGGACAAGAACGCCGAAGAGAGGGCGCAAAGCGUCCCUCAAAGACGUGCUGAUCUCAGCAACGUGCGCGCCACUAUCGUCGGCAGCAGGCUUACCAUGACUGGUCUCGAGACUGCAGAUCUCCGUGAGAACAUGGCGGCGAGUGAUACAGGCGAAUACAUUGGCGAAGUUUCCGAACAUGCGGCUGAUUUACCAGCACCACUGGGCUACCUUCCACCGUGUGUUGAGGACUGCCAGGAGGAUGAGGACGCACAAGAGGGAGUCGGCGUCAGUCCUGUGAUCGCGCAAGAGACAGAGGAUUGCGCUGGCUACAACGGUACGAAGCGAAGAGCAAGCGAUUCACUAUAG
This is a messenger RNA of Fulvia fulva, 1335 nucleotides long. RefSeq lists its product as uncharacterized. The transcript has a single exon. The coding region runs from base 1 to 1335 and encodes 444 amino acids. NCBI's taxonomy places the organism in Eukaryota, Fungi, Ascomycota, Dothideomycetes, Mycosphaerellales, Mycosphaerellaceae. The record is from RefSeq and is a predicted model, not a curated record.